Molecule: messenger RNA, 1092 nt
Organism: Nothoprocta perdicaria
Lineage: Eukaryota; Metazoa; Chordata; Aves; Tinamiformes; Tinamidae
Gene: TM4SF4
Product: transmembrane 4 L six family member 4
Exons: 5
Coding region: 146-751 (201 amino acids)
Cellular component (GO): membrane
Source: RefSeq, a predicted model, not a curated record
UCGGAAACGGUGCUGCAGCCCACGGGCUCUACAGGCACAGAAGCUGGAUUUUGUAAAAUAAGCUGCGAAGCUCCUUUUUAUAACACAGCUAUAGCCCAGAUUGAUUUUGUCUUUAUUUUUGUGUUUGCAAUUUAUUUAAAUAACCAUGUGCACUGGAGAGUGUGCUAAGUGCUUAGGAAUCASUCUUAUCCCCCUAGCUGUGUUAUGUACCCUGGCUAACAUUUUGCUGUUUUUCCCUGGAGGAAAAGUGGUUGACAAUAAUGAACACAUCACAGACGAGGUCUGGUACUUCGGAGGAAUCGUGGGAUCUGGUGUAUUGAUGAUCUUUCCUGCCUUGGUAUUUUUGGGCCUUAAGAAUAACGAUUGCUGUGGCUGCUGUGGGAAUGAGAGCUGUGGAAAGAGGUUUGCGAUGUUUUCUUCCAUAAUAUUUGCUGCAAUUGGAGUUCUAGGAGCUGGAUACUGCUUUGCUUUGUCAGCAGUAGCCCUAAACAAAGGCCCUAAAUGUGAUGUUGGGCAACAGUGGGCCUAUCCUUUCCAGAACGGGGAUUAUCUAAGUAACCACACAAUGUGGGACAAGUGUAAAUCACCUGAAAAUAUAGUCCCUUGGAACUUGACCCUCUUUUCCUUGCUGCUAAUCAUGAGUGGGAUCCAAGUAAUACUCUGUGGCAUUCAGGUGGUGAAUGGGCUCUUCGGAACAAUCUGCGGGGACUGCAAAUGUUGUGGAUGCUGUGGGGGAGAUGGAGCUGUCUAAAAAUAUUGUAGAAAGCUCUUAUCUUGGGAGACUCCCUUUUUCAAACAGUGCUGUAAGGUACCUCUCUCACACUGUCUCUGGCUAAGAAGAUCAGGAUGAAGGGCACUUCCUCUGCUGAAGUUAUGAAGCUCUGACUUCCCUUCUGGCCUUCUUGCAACUCAUUAAGGAAUAAAAUAAGCACUAUUCAACUCUCACACUCAUAUUUAUUUUUGUAAAAAACCUUCCAUUUAGAAAAUACAGUAUUCUCAGGCAAAAUACUUGUUUUCUUUUCAAAUUAAUUUUGCCUUGUGAUCACUUAAAGUUGCUGAUAGAAGCUCAGCUGUAGUGCAGUGGUACCUGCA